Formica exsecta is the source of this 1959-nucleotide messenger RNA. Its product is annotated as ubiquitin conjugation factor E4 B-like. The transcript is spliced from 3 exons. Gene Ontology annotation, cellular component: nucleus; cytoplasm; ubiquitin ligase complex. NCBI's taxonomy places the organism in Eukaryota, Metazoa, Arthropoda, Insecta, Hymenoptera, Formicidae. The record is from RefSeq and is a predicted model, not a curated record. Bases 16 to 1959 code for a protein of 647 amino acids. Gene Ontology annotation, molecular function: ubiquitin-ubiquitin ligase activity. Gene Ontology annotation, biological process: protein polyubiquitination.
AUUUUUAUUUAACAUAUGUUCUCUAGAUUUGAGAAGAAGACAAAGAAUUUGCAGAUAGCAGAACGAAAUGCAAUGAUACAUGAAAAAUGCUCCAGUGAUUUGCAAUCGUGGGCGAAGUGCAAGACACUUACGGAGAAACAAAGUGAUCGAUCGAAAGCAUUGCUCGAUGCUUUGAAACACCAGGGGAAGGAGCAAAUCGAUUUUACAAACGUUGUCAUAUCACGUGUCUUGUGCAUAUCGUGGACAAGACCUAUAGAGGGAAGUAUAUUUCUGCCGCAAAUGGCAGCAUACAUGCAAACACAGGGAAGAAUGAAUUGUAGCGAUAUUAUUCAUCAGGCAUUGCAGGAGGUUUUGUGCAUGUUUUCGAGAGGGGAGGAUCCUUUGAUAGACGUGUCAUCUGGCUGUGAAGACAGUCCGAAUAGUCAAGCAAGUCCUUUGUUAAGUGGUGAUCUUGUGGAUUCUUCAUCUUGUCAAAGACCAUUGAUACCAAUACGAGGCGACAACUCAUCAGAACCAAAAAGUUUUACUUAUUUAUUAGAUUGUUAUUCAAGAAUUGCAAUUGAAGAAAGAAAUUAUGAAAAGCAAUCCAGUGUACUUCUCUCCGAUACUCUUUCCGAUGUAGUGACAAUUUUGAAAGCGCAAUGUGUUCAGUAUUCCUGCUCCGUUUUACAAGGGUCAAUCGGCAUUUGCCAAGCUGAUGUACAUAAGUGCCUCAUUCAUCUUUUCUAUCGGAUAUUAUCGCAGAAAUUACCUCGGGGCUAUCUUCGCGAGCUCGUGGCUAGGACACACACGAAUUCGAACAUGUUCGAUAAAAUUUUCGCUCCAAUCUUGCGAAACCUGUAUAUCGUGAUACAGCAGGCGACCUUAUACAGCAACACGCCAAGAAGACCGUUGGAGGCGCUAGGCGAACUGAUAGAGAUUCGCUGUGGACCAAACAGCAAUAUACAUCCGAUUUGCCGUUUGAUAACGAAUCAAAUUCAAUUCUUGCCUGAUGUUAUGAUAUCAGCAGCCGGAAGAGAGCUCUCGAGAACUUCACUCCUGGGACCGUUUCUCUCGGCAUUGCUAUCUGCCGAAAUGCAACCGAAAAUGCUGGAGGGAUUCUGCAAUAAAAAUCCUAUCACGAACAAAUCGACGAUUCUCAUACAUCAGCAAGUGUUGGAGAAGAUCAGAAUGUCGUUGCACAAGAUGUUUGAUACGAUACUCACAAAUAGCAGCUGCCGCGAUGCCACUCUUGCGUACUUGGCGGCGUUGCUACGUCACAACAAGAAACGCGCGCAAAUACAGACGGAGGACAGUCCCUCCUUUGCCGCAGAUGGAUUUAUGUUGAAUCUACUAUCGAUUUUGCAAAUGCUCUCUGUGAACAUCAAGCUGGAUACUGUAGACCCGCUAUAUCCAUUUCACCCUUCCAAUUCCGUCGAGAUAAAGAACGACACAAGACUGAAACUCACUUCGCAAGAGGUUGCGGAAUGGCAGAAACAUUUGGACAGCACACAUAAAUGGACGGAACCGAAGUUUCCGACACAAUGUUGGUUCCUCACGCUGCAUUGUCAUCACAUCGCGCUGUUACCGGCGUUGCAAAACUAUCGGAGAAAAUUGUAUGCCUCAAAGGAUUUACAAGAAAUGCUCGACGAAUUGCAAACCACAGAACCCCAAUGGAAAGAUGGUCCUUUAGUGGAGUACAAUAGAGACUUGAUCAAACAAUGGAAGCAACAGUUGAAGCAACUGGUUACAUUCAAAUUAUGUGCAGAGGUAGCUCUGAUAGAGCCCAUCUUUUUGAGAAGAUGCUUAGGCUUUUAUAUAUCGGUCGCCGAAUUUUUGCUGANUCUUUUAACGCAGACUGCUCCGAAUAAUACUCUUUCCGAAUUUUCGUUAUCUCAAGAAGUUAUGUGCAAAUUUACCUCAUUACCAGAAUGGUACGUGGAAGACAUAGUGGAAUUCUUGUUAUUCACAUUCAAGUAA